AUGGAUAAUAUAUUCAAAUAUAGUGAUAAGACACUGGUGUUUGCAUACUUCUUCAUUUUUGGGCUUAGUGCAAUAAUGUUGUCAUUUUUUAUAUCCACCUUUUUCAAAAGGGCCAAAACAGCUGUAGUUGUUGGAACUCUAUCAUUUCUUGGUGCGUUUUCCCCUUAUUACACUGUCAACGAUGAGGGAGUUUCUAUGAUCUUGAAGGUUCUUCCGUCUCUACUUUCACCUACGGCAUUUGCUCUGGGUUCUGUCAACUUUGCUGAUUAUGAGCGUGCUCAUGUUGGGCUGCGUUGGAGCAACAUAUGGCGGGAGUCCUCUGGAGUGAACUUUUCCGCAUGUCUUCUAAUGAUGAUACUUGAUACACUGCUCUAUUGUGCAAUUGGACUGUAUUUCGAUAAGGUUCUUCCAAGGGAGUAUGGACUGCAAUAUCCAUGGAACUUUAUUUUCAAAAAAGACUUGUGGAGAAAGAAAAAAAUUGUAAAUAAUUGUUCCUCCAGUUUUAAAGUUAAAAUUACUGGUAAUAGUUCUGAGCCGAAAGGGAAUCUCUUUGGGCAAGAUACUACCAAUCCUGCUAUAGAAGCAAUAAGCUUAGACAUGAAACAAGAGGAGCUUGAUGGCAGGUGCAUUCAAAUCAGAAAUUUGCAUAAAGUGUAUGAUGCUAAAGAAGGAGAUUGUUGUGCUGUUAACUCAUUAAAACUGACAUUAUAUGAAAAUCAGAUUCUUGCUCUUCUAGGACAUAAUGGAGCUGGAAAAAGCACGACAAUAUCAAUGCUUGUUGGUCUUAUUCCCCCUACUUCUGGAGAUGCUUUGAUUUUUGGAAAGAACAUUGUCUCUAACAUUGAUGAGAAACAGAAGGAAUUUGCGUGGUUAUUGACAUCGGUUCUAAUCUUUCUUUCUUUAAGAACGUGA
Lathyrus sativus (Indian pea) is the source of this 912-nucleotide messenger RNA. NCBI's taxonomy places the organism in Eukaryota, Viridiplantae, Streptophyta, Magnoliopsida, Fabales, Fabaceae. The record is from the annotation of a GenBank genome assembly.